Mesocricetus auratus (golden hamster) is the source of this 1194-nucleotide messenger RNA. It is a transcript of the gene S100a16, whose product is annotated as S100 calcium binding protein A16. Gene Ontology annotation, cellular component: perinuclear region of cytoplasm; nucleus. Lineage: Eukaryota; Metazoa; Chordata; Mammalia; Rodentia; Cricetidae. The coding region runs from base 303 to 626 and encodes 107 amino acids. Gene Ontology annotation, molecular function: calcium ion binding. The record is from RefSeq and is a predicted model, not a curated record. The transcript has 3 exons.
GGCAGGGUGGAGAAGGAGAGUAAUGACACCUGACUGGCUGACUCUGAUACUGUCUUCAGAAAAAGCUCCAGAAAAUCACUUCUCCUGAUGGUUAUCUCAGAGCUGUCCAUUUUAUAAGAACGUGGGGAGGAGGCAGAUCCCUGGGAAGGAGGCCUGGGAAGGAGUCAGGACACAGAAGCUGCAUCUCUGGUCGGCCCAGUGCUCCUGGGACAGGUGUCUGCAUCAUCUGCUGGGUGUUUCUCUGCCAGCUGUUUGGUUGGCUGCCGCAAGAGGCCAGGCCCAGAGAGGAGUGAGGCAGUGAAAUGGCUGACUGCUAUACGGAGCUGGAGAAGGCCGUUGUCGUCCUGGUGGAAAACUUCUAUAAAUACGUGUCCAGGCACAGCUUGGUCAAGAACAAGAUCAGCAAGAGCAGCUUCCGCAAGAUGCUUCAGAGAGAGCUGAACCACAUGCUGACGGACACGGGGAACCGGAAGGCAGCUGACAAGCUCAUCCAGAAUCUGGAUGCCAACCACGACGGGCGCAUCAGCUUUGACGAAUACUGGACCAUGAUAGGCGGCAUCACCAGUCCCAUGGCCAACCUCAUCCGCCAGCAGGAGUGCCAGCAGGAGCCGCAGGGCAGCAGCUAGAGGCCCCUCUCGGGCCCCUUUUCAUGUCCUGACCCGCGCAUGUCCUGCCCAGUUCUUCCCAUGCUUCUUCUCAUUCACCUCUUCCUCUCUUCUCCGUCCAGACCGGCUCCUGCCCUUGCUGAACAGCACAAGGGGUGGGGGCGGGGGCUAUCAAGGCCUCUUUGUGAGUGUCUCACCCUGGCUGCGCUUCCCCGAGCAUUCUGUCUGCAGGCCCUGGGGGACCCCUUUGUGAAAUAUCGAUGCUGUUUGGGGGCCCCCAAGGAUUUCCUCAUUUGUUGAGUCUGUACACCCUCAAAAUGGCUGCUGCUCCUGUCUGAACCUUGCCUGAUUCUGGGUCUGUCCUGACCUCUGGAGGUCAGCUUGCUGCUUGAGGUCUCCCAGCUCCUGGCUGUGGCAGCUGUGCAAGUGGCAGCACCAGUAUUAUCUUCUCUUCCUCCCAACCUCUGAGCUGGGUGGAGAGGCAUUCCAGGGCUCCUGUCCAGCCCUCUCUGUCUGGGAAUGACCUAACCUGGGUUGAGCCUCCUCUCUGCUCUGCCACUGAAAUAAAGGCUGGAUUUGGAGUUUGUAA